This is a messenger RNA of Plasmodium yoelii, 330 nucleotides long. RefSeq names its product tRNA intron endonuclease, putative. Lineage: Eukaryota; Apicomplexa; Aconoidasida; Haemosporida; Plasmodiidae. The transcript is spliced from 3 exons. The record is from RefSeq and is a predicted model, not a curated record. Bases 1 to 330 code for a protein of 109 amino acids. Gene Ontology annotation, biological process: tRNA splicing, via endonucleolytic cleavage and ligation. Gene Ontology annotation, molecular function: nucleic acid binding; tRNA-intron lyase activity.
AUGACUAAUAGAAUUGCAAAAAGAGAAAUUGUAUAUAGCGAUUUAAAUAACCAUUUUGUUGUAAUAAAUGACGUAAAAUAUGGAUCCGAUUUUGUAUUAUAUAAAGAGAGUGUGGACCACGAACAUGCCUUUGCUCUCGUUUUUGUAAAAGACGAAUCUUCAAUUUUAACUGAUAAGGAAAAAAUUAUCAUUUCUAGAAUAUGUGAAAGCGUUAAGAAGAGGGGAAUAAUUGCAUAUGUAGAUUAUCACACCAAGACAGUUAAAUAUGAGGAAUUAAUCAGGAAAAAAAAUAAUAACACCAAACGAAUAACGAAUAUAUAUGCCUUAUAG